CUUUCAUUUAAACUAUGGUGGGAUCAAAUGUUGCCUGUGAAAUCUCAGCUGUAACCUUUCCCCUACUGGCCUUUGAUACUCCUUUGAAAUUUCAUGUCAAAGGAACAGCAACAGCUUAUUUAGCUAAUGGGACUUAUCACAGGGGUUGGCGAAGAGUUAGAGUAGGUAUUUGCAACUUCUAGUGCUUUGGAAAGGUCAGAAAGGGUGGGAUUACUAGGUAUUUCUAGCCAAUGCCCUUUAAGCAGAUAUAGUCCAUGUUUGACAUAUGGAGUUCUCUUUCUUAUUUGUCAAGAGUGCAGAGAACAAUGCCCCAGUUCAAGAAGUCUACUGUUCAUAUGAAGGACCCACAGCAUGUGGAGGAAAUUAUCUGCAACCUGAUUCGGGGUGGAGCCUCCAAACUCCAGAUUAUCACUGACUUUGACAGGACAUUAAGCAGGUUUUCAAACAAUGGCAAACAAUGCCCUACUUGUCACAACAUCAUCGACAACUGCAAACUGGUUACAGCGGACUGCAAAAAGAAGCUUCACAAGCUUAAGGACACAUAUUAUCCAAUUGAGAUCAACCCGCAUCUUUCAGUGCAAGAGAAAUAUCCAUUUAUAGUGGAGUGGUAUUUUAAAUCACACACAUUACUGGUGGAACAGCGAUUGCAAAAGGACAAGCUGCCGGAAGUAGUAAGAGAAUCGGAUGCAUGCUUAAGGGAUGGGUACAAGCAGUUCUUUGACCAACUGCAACAGCGAAAUGUGCCUGUGUUCAUUUUCUCUGCUGGACUCGGAGAUGUACUUGAGGAGAUAAUACGUCAAGCAGGAGUCUAUCACCCCAAUGUCAAAGUGGUCUCCAACUUUAUGGACUUUGAUGAGAAUGGCAUUCUGAGAGGAUUCAAAGGUGAACUGAUUCAUGUAUACAACAAACAUGAUGGUGCACUUAAGAAUACAGAGUACUUUGAUCUGCUGAAGGACAACUGCAACAUUAUUCUUUUGGGGGAUUCACUGGGUGAUCUCCACAUGGCAGAUGGUGUAGCCAAUGUAGAAAACAUUCUCAAAAUUGGCUUCUUGAAUGAUAAGGUGGAGGAACUGCUGCAGAAGUAUCUGGAAUCAUAUGAUAUUGUAUUGGUGCAGGAUGAAACUUUAGAGGUGCCAAACUCCAUCCUCCAGAAGAUAAUCUGACUCAGAUCCCAUAUGUUAAUUUUUUUGCCCAGAGUUUCUUUUGGAUUUCGUUCUUACAUAAAUAUCACUUGUAACUUAAAAACAUGGCGGCGAUUGUUCAAUUGUGCCUUGAAAUAAUUUUGGGAUAAUUUGUGUGGAUUUUUUUCUUAUUUUUAGUGACUAGAAGAUUUAACAAACUUAAAUUCUCAUUAAUUAGGAUUCUCUUUUUGUCAAUUUGAAUAGUGUCACAAAAGGACUACAAUAAAAUUAGGCAUAAAUAACUCAUAAAAUUUCAGUCUUUCCUAAUUUAUACAACUGUACCUGUUAGAAUGCAAUAAAGUAAUAUAUACUAUUAACAGUGCAUCUUUCAUUGAAUUGGAAUAUAUACAGUUGUCAAGUUUCAAUUUGCUUAAUCUAUUGUAAAUCAUAUUUAAUUUUUAAAUAAAAAGAAUUCGUCUUUAAAUGUUGUCUCCCA
Messenger RNA from Paramormyrops kingsleyae, 1617 nucleotides. It is a transcript of the gene nt5c3a, whose product is annotated as 5'-nucleotidase, cytosolic IIIA. Gene Ontology annotation, cellular component: cytoplasm. The record is from RefSeq and is a predicted model, not a curated record. Gene Ontology annotation, molecular function: 5'-nucleotidase activity; magnesium ion binding. Lineage: Eukaryota; Metazoa; Chordata; Actinopteri; Osteoglossiformes; Mormyridae.